Molecule: messenger RNA, 4575 nt
Organism: Cyprinodon tularosa
Lineage: Eukaryota; Metazoa; Chordata; Actinopteri; Cyprinodontiformes; Cyprinodontidae
Gene: tom1l2a
Product: TOM1-like protein 2
Exons: 16
Coding region: 85-1701 (538 amino acids)
Biological process (GO): signal transduction
Cellular component (GO): endosome; membrane
Molecular function (GO): ubiquitin binding; phosphatidylinositol binding; clathrin binding
Source: RefSeq, a predicted model, not a curated record
CCAGUGGGCGGGGUGUAGCCAUACAGCCAGAAGCCUCUGGGCCUCAGCCUCCGUCAUUUCCAAAGUGGAUCGUUUGUUGUCAAAAUGGAGUUUCUGCUUGGAAAUCCUUACAGCACGCCUGUGGGCCAGUGUGUAGAGAGAGCCACAGAUGGAGGCCUGCAGAGUGAGGACUGGACUCUGAAUAUGGAGAUCUGCGACAUCAUAAAUGAAACGGACGAGGGACCAAAAGAUGCGAUGCGUGCCCUAAAGAAGAGACUGAGUGGCAACAAGAACUUCAGAGAGGUUAUGCUGGCGCUGACGGUUCUGGAGACAUGUGUAAAGAACUGUGGUCACAGGUUUCACGUCCAUGUGGCCAACAGAGAUUUUAUCGACGGCGUCCUGGUCAAAAUAAUCUCCCCCAAAGCAAACCCGCCCACAAUCGUGCAGGACAAAGUGCUGUCCCUCAUACAAUCCUGGGCUGAUGCCUUUAGGAGCAGUCCUGAUCUUACCGGCGUGGUCCAUAUCUACGAGGAGCUGAAGAGGAAAGGCGUUGAGUUUCCGAUGGCAGACCUGGAUGCUUUGUCUCCGAUUCACACGCCACAGAGGGGUACCCCUGAAGUGGACCCGGCUAUGUUAAAGUACCUCGCUCCUAACAAUUCAACUGGGGGUCCUCCUAAACCCAGCCAGUCCACUCCCACCACAACACAGGCCUCCAACAUCCCCAGCCCCGUCACUGUUACCCCUGAACAGAUUGCACGGCUACGGAGCGAGCUGGACAUUGUGAGAGGAAACAUUAAAGUCAUAUCAGAGAUGCUUACAGAACUGGUCCCUGGUCAGGAAGAUGCUUCUGACUUGGAGCUCCUCCAGGAGCUUAACAGAACAUGCCGCGCCAUGCAGCAGAGAGUGGUUGAGCUAAUAGGUCGUGUGUCCAACGAGGAAGUGACUGAGGAGCUUCUGCACGUCAACGACGACCUCAACAAUAUAUUCCUUCGAUAUGAGAGGUAUGAGAGGUACAGGUUGGGCAGGGCUGCACAAAACAACGGGAUGUUAGCUGAGACUACAGAAGAUAACCUCAUAGACCUGGGGCCAGGCUCUCCCGCCGUGGUUACACCCAGAAUUACGUCCAGCCCUCCAUCCAGCUCCGCCCAGAGAGACGCAGCGUCAGCAACUCACAACCCCACAGCUUCCUUAUCUACUGCACUCGCUAAUCUUGAUGUAGGCCCCGACACUGUGAGCGGUACACUCACCUCUCUGUCGGGCACAAAUAAAGACGAUUUUGACAUGUUCGCCCAGACCAGGAGCAGCUCGCUGGCUGAACAACGCAAAAACGUAAAAUAUGAAGAACCCCACGCUCUGGGAGGCCUAGCCUCUGCUUUGGAUGUGAGACAACAAAACACAAGUGGGCUGAGGGUAAAAGGGGAUGAUAACCCAGCAGAUCAGGAGCUGCCCAUAGACAGCUGGCUUAUUACCCAAGGAAUGAUCCCCGUGUCGCAGUCCUCUGUCAUGGAUGACAUAGAGGAGUGGCUCUGUGCUGAUGUGAAAGGAGAUGCUGCUGAAGAGGGAGUGACCAGUGAAGAGUUUGAUAAGUUCCUAGAGGAGCGCGCUAAGGCAGCAGACACUUUGCCAUCUCCCCCCGGAGCUAACCCUGCUCAACCUGCUCGACCCACGACCGGCUCCAGCAAGAAGGCUGAGCGGACAGAGGAUGCCCUCUUUGCCUUGUAGACUGUUUCCAGCGAAAAUUAGCUUCUGCAGCAGGAAUCCGGAAGGUCAUCCUAGAUGAUUCCCCUCCAGAUCAUCUCUUCUAGUUCCACUUUACUGCUAACUGGAUGGAAGUGGUGUUGCAAGUGAACUCCACCUCCUUGCUCUUCUCUUGCUUGAACCCAUUAAGGUCAAACGUGUUUACUGCACAUUCUGCUGUGUUCCGUUUUGCGAUAGAUGGAUGUAUAAAUCAGUUCAUGUGGGAUGUAGAACUCGCAGGCUUGCAGCUCAUUUGCAGCUAUCCCACUAAAUGAAGACUACCAACUCUGUCUCAUUUUGUGGAAGAAUGUAGUUUAUUACUAUUAAAAUUAACAGUGCAGGCUGAUGCAUUGAAUUUUUAUGAAAGCAUACAUUUAGAAUAUUUUAUUUUUACUACAUUCAGCUAAUUGCAUAUUUAUGCAUUUGUUAUAAUGGUUGGAUCUGUAUUAUGUUGCGGUUCACUUAAUUCUUUAAUCGGCUAAUAUUCACUUUAUUCUGGUUUAACCUUUUAAUAUCAGUAUUAAUUGAUGCGGUUGUAAAACCUGUUUUUGCCUGCUUACCGAUAACACAGUAAAGAAAAAGCUGAUUUGAUGGGAUUUCUUACUAUAGAGGAAUCCUCUGGAAAACCUCUAACCAAAGGGAAGUUUAAUGGUGGUCAGUUUAAACAUGUUAAUGCAUCUCAAAUCACAAAAGGGAAGAAGUAUGUCCAUUUGAUACUUUAAGCAUCUUAAAAAAGAAACUUAAACAUGAACUGGGACCAUCAAUUAGCAUCAAGCACCUUUAGUCAUUCCAAAGAAUAGUAAGGCUUUAAUGAGCAACUAGGACUUUAUUUAUUUAUUAUAAUAUAUAAAAUGUUAGACUAAUGCGCUCUGUUGAGGUUAGUGCAUGUUUUGGUGAUUGAGAAGAAAUAACUCAGAUUUUAUUUUAUUUGAUAAAAACCCUUUUUUUUGGCAUCAGCCUCAAAAUCUGUAGAAAAAGUGGGAUAUAGUUUACGUGUAUAUUUGCUUUAACUCAUCAUAAUUUGAGAUAUAUGCUAAUUUAUUUACAUUCCAUAUUUAUAGUGCAAAAAUACACAGGACAUAUUUAGAUGAUACGCCAGAAAUAGCGCCUCCUACAGUUCGGAAAUGUUAACUGCAGUCCGUGAGAGCUGGUCUACUGGGUGUUUUCAGAUGAGUCUCUGCUUUUACAGCACCUGGUUCAGGUAAUUGCUGUAAUUAGUCAUUAAUGGGAACCAGGUGUGCUGAAGCAGGGGCCGUUCCAAAACGUGCUAUAAACUGGCCCCAGACUCAAAUAUUUUAAAAUAAAAUAAACCAUCUUCAUUGAUAAGAAUAGAAUAGUAAGUAAUUUUCCUCAAAGUUUAAAAUGAAUCACCAGACUUCUUUUCAUAUAGAUUUUAUUUCAGAAAAACAAAUGGUGGGUUUGUAUGCCUUGCUCAUCUGUAUUUGUACUAAACAUUUUUUUAGUGCAUGGACAAAGCCUCCUCUCAUAGUCCGGGACAUGAAAAAUUAUCUUUGCUAGUGAUUAAUAAUAUUUUAAUAAUGAAAAGAAAAUCAUUCCAAGUUUAAUUCCCGUUCAUCAGUUAUUGACUAAGAGAAGAAAAUGAGACCUUAAUAAUAAUUAUUUUUUUUAAACAAAGGAUAGUAGCCACUUAUUUUCUAUUAUUUAUCUCUGAGAUUCAAUUACCAAAACAUGCAUGGACCACUAGUAUAUGAAUAUAUUUUUUAAAAACGCAUUAAUGUAUGUGCAAUUUGCAAAAAAAAUAUCUAUUUUUUUGUCUUUUGUGUUUUUAGAAUUCAUAUUUUUGAAGAGAAAAUAAGAAUUAAGAAUGACUUCACUUUGCACACUUCUUUUUUUCAUCACUGCAGUGCUUGUUUAGGUUUAUUUAGUAUAUCAAGUUUAGGUUAAAAAAAAACAAUAUUAGUCAAUCACUUGGACAAAAGCAACAUUUGUUUUUACAAGUAUUGAGAUGACAGAGAUGCAGAAUUAAAAAAACAUAGAUCCUUAUAUCAUUUAUAAUAUAAAUAUACAGUUCAUAACACCCUUAUAUAGUCCCUUUUUUUAAUUUUCUGCUUUAUUUUUAUAGUUUUUUUAUUUUACACUAUAUUGUCAAGUGUGUUCAGUGGUGGGCGCCAUCCUCAGUUUAGCUCCAGUGUAGAUGGAAAAAAAAACUGCCAAAACAAAGUCCAAUCUUUAAUUAAUCUAUUUUUCUUUUAUUUAUUUAUCAAAGUAUUGCCUGACCCCCAGCUAGGUGCAAUGUAAGGUUAUUAGGAAGCUCCUAUUAUAGAGCAUUUUUUUUGUCCACCAACAAAGUCUCAAAUAUUUUUUUCCCCCUGAUUAUUCUUGUAAUAUUUGAAACAUAGUUCAAAUGUAAUAUGGGGAUUUAUUUGGUAUUAAUGCUAAAUGAUUUGUGUUGUGAAUUGGCCCUAUAUAAAUAAACUGAUUUAAUUAUUGCUGUAUUGAUGCAACUACUUAAUGAGAUGGUGGGUUAAUGUUUUGCUUUGAGAUUGCUUUCCAUGCAGGUUGUACAAUGACAAAUACUGAGAAAGCUAUUGGAGGUUAUUUAAGAUGAUACGUCUAUUUUCAGUAUUUGUUUGUUACAUGUCUUUGGGUCUAUAACAGUACAUUUUUUUUUGUACUACUUUCUUUGAAGUUCAGAACAUUUUUCACAGAUGUCUUAGCUGUCUAUAUUUUGGAACUUUAACAUCAUAAAACACAAUAUGUAGUCAAAGUUUAGACAUCUCAGGUGUUCAACAUCUCUUUGGCUGCACCUUGCCAUUACUUAUGAUCAGAUUUGUAUUUGACCCUAUGCACGUGUCUGACUGCCCAAUAAAACACUGGUAAUGUGUGACUGCUACCUCA